Messenger RNA from Fukomys damarensis (Damara mole-rat), 3876 nucleotides. It is a transcript of the gene Tet2, whose product is annotated as tet methylcytosine dioxygenase 2. Gene Ontology annotation, biological process: oxidative demethylation; myeloid cell differentiation; positive regulation of transcription by RNA polymerase II. The record is from RefSeq and is a predicted model, not a curated record. Lineage: Eukaryota; Metazoa; Chordata; Mammalia; Rodentia; Bathyergidae. Gene Ontology annotation, molecular function: DNA 5-methylcytosine dioxygenase activity. Gene Ontology annotation, cellular component: nucleus.
UGCCUCUCCUCUCUUCCAGGCUGGGAUUCUGGGCAGCGGCCGCCAGGUGCUGCUCCGCCCACCCCGCUGAGUGGCCGAGGAAGCGGGAUGGGCCGGGCCGCCGCCAGCAGGACAUGAACUGAGCCAGGUGGUGAGGACGCAGCCUCGGGACUCUCGCAGAGGCAGCUCGUGGAUGGCCGCGCAGCAAGCCUGAUGGAACAGGACAGAAGCAGCCAUGCGGCGGGCGGCACACUCAGUCCGUUCCUGGUCCCAGCGCCCGCUCCCUGCCAGCCCGAGCCUCUGGCGGCCAAGCUGCAGAACGGAAGCCCAGCCCCCGAGGCGAACGGGGACACCAGGUGGCAGGCCCUCAGGAGCUGGCCCGGGGUCCCCCCGAGCGGCCGCGCCAGUCCCGACUUCCUCCACGAGGGCAGAGGCUUCUCCUGGUGCCUGGAAAACGGGGGGAUAAAGCGCACAGUCAGCGAGCCGUCCCUCUCCGGGUUCCAGCAGAACAAGAAGCUGAGACAAGACCAGAAGGCCAGCAGAGAACGAAACAGCUGCGGGGAAAGCCCGGAGAGGAGCCCCGCCGGAAGCAGCAGCCAGCCGGCCGCCCCCGAGGCGAGCGAGAACAGAGAACCCCGGAGCUCCGGAGCCCGAGAAGACGCAGUUGAAGAUCCCGCCACUUCUCCAAGGCGCGACUGCAACGGGCCAGAAAACCCAGAGUACCGGGUUCCGGGGGAGCAGGAGCAGAAGGGUGCUCAGUACCGAGACGAGAACAUUGCGUUACUGCUGAAGAACAGGGCCGCCCUCGUGCCCAAUGGUGCUACAGAUUCUGCCUCUUCCCUGGAGAACACGCGCGAUGAACGCCCGGAGGACACCCUGUCCCGGUGCGACCCGGAUUGUAUCUCCGUCCCGCUGCAGAGAGCCGCAGCCUGCAGCCACGCCGAUGCCAGCCUGGCCUCUCCUCCCAAGGCGCCCUGUGCAGUCGCCCCGCCAUCGCAUACCUCAGGGCAGAUCGAUCUGCCCCCAGAGCCAACCGCGGUGGCCACCGAGGCCUGCAACACAGGCCGCGCCAGGCCGCCGGCCGCGAUUCCAGAUACCUGCCCCUUCCAGAGGCCGGUGCAGCAGCAGGAGCCGGAGAACUGCCCGGGUCCCGCGCAGACCAGUGAUGGUGCCCAGGGAAACUCGGUGCUGGCGUCUGCCGAGGGGCUGUGUUCAGGGUCCAGCAGCAACUGGCAAGCUGCUGGAGACAGCUCCCAACAGUAUUUACAGCAAGACAAAACCAAUGGUGCUUACUUCAAGCAGAGCUCAGUGUUCCCUACGGAACCCACGACCACACCACCUCUGCCGCAGUUGCUUCUCCCCCCACCUCCCCCUCCGUCUCCUCCUCUUUUUUCCGCAGGAAAAGCCACGCUGCAGAAUGCAGUUUCAGAAGAACACCACCAGUUCCCCAACCAAAGCAGCGUAACUCUCCUAAGGGAAGUAAAAAUCGAGGCUGGACCUGAGGCUCCCCCACCCCCAAGCCCCAGUCCCUCGCCUUGUGCGUCCGGCCCGGCCCCGAGGCUUCUGGGAGGGCCUCGGGGUGAUGGUGCCCCUCAGAGCGGCUCAGGCCUGCCAGGGCCCAUGCCCGCCUGCGCCCAGAGAGCCGAGCCAACACCAGACCGCGUGGACCCCCUCCAGCUCAACCCCCAGGCCCUCAGUCUGGGGAGAGAGGCGCAGAACCCCUGCCCGCCACAGCUGGGACCCAAAGAGCCCGAGAUUCUGCAAGAUCAGGCCCAGCAGCAGGCUCGAGGUCUGGUGCCCUCAGCCCAGCACUAUGUGAAACCGGGGUGGAUCGAGCUGAAGACCCCUCCCGUUCACCAAGCCCAACCCCAGCAAACAUGCAGCGAGCCGUCCCUGUGCUCCACGCUGCAGUACCAGCCCCGACCUGCUCUGCACCCGACCUCUAGGCCAUAUACUGGAAACCCCGCGCCUGGGGCGCUGGUGGGGCCGGCUCAGUCCCCGGUGCUUCGUGGCGAUGGGAGGCAGGGCCAGCUGCAGGGCACCGUGGACCAGCAGCUCCAGCUCGCACUCCCCUCCCGCCAGCGCCACGUUUCCAAGGCGGACCCCUCCCCUGACGCCCGCGCACAGGCGCUCUGCGGCCCUCCGUAUCGUUUCCAGCAAGCUGCAGAUCCCCAAUCGGAGAGAAUCCUGUCCCCGUUGUUGAGACGGCACUUGAAUCUGACUGCACAGCUGGACCUGUUUUCAAGCUCGCACCUUAUGCAACACAAGCCCUCAAAGCAGGCAGCACAAACACAACCACCCCAAAACUCACAAUUCCCGCAAAACCACCACCAGCAGCAACAGCAGCACAGACUACAAAUGAAGAAUAAAGAACAAACGCCUCCGACUUUUCCUCGCCCCCAAGGUAACAGUGAACUGCAAGGAGAGGGACUGUUCUUUGGCCACAUUAAAGUGGAAGAAUGCUCCGGCGGGGAGAGCCAGUGUUCAAAAGCGCGUGCGUUCCAGACUCAGAACGCCCAGGCGGGAUUGGAGCAAGGACGGGAUGUGAGCAGUAGGAACUCCCCCUAUGGCCAGAUCUUGAAAUCAAAUGCAAGCCAAACCCAGAUUUCCUGUUCGAACAACGCACACGUAGUUCCAGAGAAUAAAGAACAAGGUACACCUUCCGAACCCCCUGCGGGAAACAGGACCCAGCACUUGCCGUACCUUCCACACGCUGUGCCUCUGAGGCCAGGGGUCCUGCACGGCUGCUUUCCAGAGCAAGAGCAGAAGCAGCCGCAAGCGCCGGCUCUGCAGGGCUACACAAGCAGAAGCCACGAUGAGUCUGCACAGCAGGCCGCACAGCUGGUGCAGCAGAGGUACUCGGUGCACAACCCAGCCAAGGCUUUCCCUGCGCCCGAGCAGGGACGAAGUCACACUCAGGCCCCUCCCCAGAAGGACAUUCAGAAGCACGCGGCACUGAGGUGGCACCUCCUGCACAGGCAGGGACAGCAGCAAGCCAAGCAGCCCCACGCGGAACCUUGCCCCCGCCCGAUGAACAGGCCGAUCAAGCUAGAGCCCGGGUCCACGCCCCACGCCUGUGCUCUCCCCGGGGCCGGGCAGCAGGACCCCAGGGUGUGGAAGAAGCCGAGCAAGCAAGAGGCUCCUGCCCUGGGCUGUGAGCAUGCGCAGCCCAAGAGCAUCCUCGAGACCAUGGAGCAGCACCUGAAGCAGUUUCAGGUCAAGUCCUUGUUUGACCAUAAGGCUCUGGCCCUCAAGUCACAGAAACAAGUGAAAGUCGAGACAUCCGGGGCCCUCAUGGUGCUGUCCAGAAAGCUGAGCGCCUCGGAGCUCAGUGGCCUGGCCUCCUCGGGAGAGCCGCAGGCAGCCCCUUCCGAAAAGACGCCAACCAAAAGAACAGCUGGCUCUGUUCUCAAUAGUUUUAUAGAGUCACCUUCCAAAUUACUAGAGACCCCGAUAAAGAAUUUAUUGGAUACACCUGUCAAAACUCAGUAUGAUUUCCCGUCGUGCCGAUGCGUAGGUAAGUCCAGAGGAGCCGACGCGCACGGCGCUUACCUGGAAUUAGCAGAUUUGGCUUCACAUGUGGGGUUUUCUUUUUCUUUUUAAAAAAAUAUCGAGUCUGGGAGCGAUUUGUAAAGGCUCAUAACUCUGAAUCUUACGUUUUUGUCUUUAAAUGACCGAUUUGGGUGCUGUGUGAGAGAAAACCUCACGUGCAGUUUUUUUCAAAAAAAUUGAAGCAAUUGUGUGCGUUCACACCCCUCUCCCAUUUAGACCUUUUAAAAUACAAAUGCAUCUGUUUUAGGUUAAUCCCUCUAUUUAAUUCUGAAAUCAUUCCGGACAGACACACAGCCGAGGGGAGAAAAGGAAAAAUGUGUUACCCUUUAAAAGUAACUACCACAU